Molecule: messenger RNA, 2081 nt
Organism: Pocillopora damicornis (cauliflower coral)
Lineage: Eukaryota; Metazoa; Cnidaria; Anthozoa; Scleractinia; Pocilloporidae
Product: gonadotropin-releasing hormone receptor
Biological process (GO): G protein-coupled receptor signaling pathway
Cellular component (GO): plasma membrane
Molecular function (GO): G protein-coupled receptor activity
Source: RefSeq, a predicted model, not a curated record
GAAAUAUCAUGGCGGUAUUUAAAAAUGUCUCGCUCCAAGGCAAUGGCGAAACAACUGCAAGCAGCAAUAGUACUCCUUCUCAAGAAGAGUGCUUUGGUCUUCCAACACAAGUUAUUAUCGCGUUACACGUUUUCACGCUCUUUGCAUCCCUGAUGGGAAAUUCCCUUCUAAUCACUGCUUUUGUUAGAAUGAAAGAAAAAGUCAUCCUAGUGAUCGCUAACAUGGCUGCAUCAGACCUUCUGGUAGUAAUCUUUCUACUUCCUCGCUUCAUUGUAGCGGAGGCGCUCAGGUCUAAUGUUUUUCUUAUCCACGGAGGAGGGGGCACAUUUUUGUGCAAGGUGUGCAGCUUCUUCAGCGACAUGUCGUUGUCGGUGUCAACUCUAAGUUUGGUCGUGAUCGCGGUUGAGCGCUUUCUAGCUGUGGUGUAUCCUCUUCUGUAUAUGAAAACCUCUGGCAAGAGACGUCGUCUUCUCGUAGCUUCAACUUGGAUCUUGGCCGCAGCAUUUCACUUGCCGUACUUUUACACUUUUCGACUGGUGAGAGAAGUCGAUAAUCAAGGUUAUGACUAUCAUGUCUGUCAAUCAAGCUGGGAACCAGCUUUCAAUGACCAGUCUGCGCGUCGUCGCUACAACAUCUUUCUCUAUACAACCGUUUUGAUUAUACCAUUGCUCGUUAUUUCUGUUUUGCACAUUACUGUCGCUUUUCAUCUUCGAAAGGACAAAAUGAGUUCAUGUCGAAACGAGAACGGAACAAAACGGAUUCGAAAACGCACCCGGAGCCUACUCAUGAUGGCCAUUUCUACUGUUACAGCAUUUCUGAUCUGUUGGACGCUCCAAAUCGCUACAGCUUUCGUCUCCCUCUUUUCACCCGGGUUGUUUCGAAAGUGCAGCAAAAUGCACACGGUCGUGUCUUCUCUCUCGCACAUUUUGGCAAGUUGCUAUUGCGCAAUCAAUCCCUGGAUAUGCCUCUUCUUAAUUCCAAGGCUUUUUCGCGAAUUGAAAAUUAUGGUGCAUAGAAGAACAUUUCGGCAGUAUGCAAUGAAGGGCCAAAAAAUGGGGUCUGAGACCGAAAGUAGUAAUGUCCGGCUUCGAUUUGAGAGUCGCACGUGUUCAUUCGCACCCAAUGGCGAUAAUCACGAAAAAUCGACCGAAAGAAGUUACUGAUGACUCGAUGCUUAUGCAGUCUCUCGUCGCCUCUCUUCAGUGCACAAUGUCAUGUACAUGAAAAUUUUGUCAGGACUCCUAUUUUAAGGAUUUCAGCUUGAUGAAUGAAAACUUUCACUCCAGUAAGGAUGUCCAAAGCCAAUAUUUCCGUGAUACAUUUAUUUUUUUUGUCUAGUAUUUGUCACCAUCGAUGUCAAAGAUUGCUAACAAAAUAUAAAUUACAUUUUAUGUGCCUUGAUUGAUAUAUUUUAUUUUUAUAAUUUUAUGGUUUAUCUGUCGUCUAUUACUCCUUAAAAAAAAUACUCAAAUUGCCUUAAAUUAUUAAGUUUCAGUACCAGUGUUAGUGUAUAUUGAGAAAAAUAAAAAAUAGGCGAGUUGAUGUAGAAUCUUGAUGAAAUAUGGUGAAAUACAUCUUUCCAAAGCAUGUCUUAAAUUUUUAAACCAUUGGAUGUUUGAGUACAAGUUUUUUUUCUAUAGGGCCCCAACUGAUAAGUGAAGGGGCCAGAACGUUUAAAUUAGUUUGAUCAAUUACCACUAUUAAGAUCGCCCACUGUAACGUGGGAAACAGAUUAUAAAAUGAUAAAAAGAUCAGAUUUUGCUGCUUUUGUUAAAGGGUUGAGUACUUACUCGUGCAUAUCCAAUGAAGUCACGAAGGACUGCACCAAUGUCAAAACAAUUCAACAGACAUAUAGAAAGCCAGCGAUAACAACAGCAAGAAAGAUGACCAUGAAAGAUUCGGCCAUUGAUUCACUUGUUUUCCACCAGUUUUCGCGUGAUAAUCAAAGUUUCAUGAGUGGAAAUGACGCUAAUUUGUUAAUAUUUUAGAGUAUGGUGUCAAAUGGAAAAAAGGUUAUUCCAGAAAAGUUGUAUUUAGUAUGAAUUAUUGUCUUCUUGUAGAGCUAAUGUAAAAAAAAAAAA